Molecule: messenger RNA, 2088 nt
Organism: Penicillium pulvis
Lineage: Eukaryota; Fungi; Ascomycota; Eurotiomycetes; Eurotiales; Aspergillaceae
Product: fungal specific transcription factor domain-containing protein
Exons: 7
Coding region: 1-2088 (695 amino acids)
Biological process (GO): DNA-templated transcription
Cellular component (GO): nucleus
Molecular function (GO): DNA binding; zinc ion binding
Source: RefSeq, a predicted model, not a curated record
AUGGGUACCCCUGACGAAUCCCCAGUCCUCCGCCCUCGCCUGGGCCGCCAACGCUAUAAGCCGCAGCUUUCUUGCAAUUCCUGCCGCCAGCGAAAGUGUGUUUCGCCCUCCUGCUUCGUGGGAAAUAUCUCAGACCCCGAAAACUGCGGAGCUAACGCCCGGAACGACUCAUCCCGAGAAGAAGAAAAGGAAAACAUUGUGAAACUUACAACAUCAUGCAAUGCGGAUCAGAAAUCCCACCUCGAGCCGACAUGUACAUACGUCAACUCUCUAGCGCCGGGCUAUCCGUCUAGACAACUGCACGCUAUCUCGCCCACUGCCCAGCACUUUCACGAAGAUAACAGCACGUAUGCCACCGAGCUAGGUGUAUUAGCGACGCCGAGCAGCUCGGCUUCCAUUGCAUCGCCAGAGACUAUAAAUUUAGAAUUAACGGAGUCUGGGACUGGCUUCAAAGAUCCAACCCACUGGACCUCCGUGUUGAGCGGCGUGACAGAAGCGAAGGGCCAAGAUGAUCCAUCAUCAUCACUCGAUCAGAAUGUCCUUCUCUUUGAAGGGUGCAAACAUGCAACUAACCAAGAACUUCUCAGUUCGAUGCCGCCCAGAAGAGAAUCCGAUGGCUUGGUGGCACUCUACUUUCGAGCUCAGGAAUAUCGGUCUGUAAUACAUCCGACCGAGUUUUUGAAGAGAUAUAACGCAUUUUGGGAGAAUCCUAGUGCUACAUCCGUCACCUGGCUCGGCCUCUUGUACAGCAUCUUUUGUCUUACCAGCCAAAUUCAGAGUCAAGGAAACGCCCGUUCGAGAGCCCAAAAUAGUGUGUCGUCCACUUGGUCUCCCACAGCCUUGUAUACCAUACUGGGAUAUCGACAAAAGGUCGUUCAGUGCCUCGUCCGGGCUCAGUUCGCCAAGGGGGGCCCUGACAUAAUGGAAACCCUUGUGCAUUACCUCUUGAUCGAGAGCUAUUUGAAUAAAGAUUCCAACAUUGGAGUCUGGCUCUUGAUGGGCAAUAUUGUCCAAAUAGCUAUCCGCAUGGGCUACCAUCGAGACCCACAGCAUUUCAAGUCUCUAUCCCCUUACCAGGGGUUCGCAUCACAAAUGGGCCUCCCUGGCAGCAUCAAGCACUCGCUCAGCGACACCAUGCCGCCUCGAAACCUUCAGGACCGCGACUUUGAUGCCAGCUCGACCGACCUGCCGCAUACGAGACCUAUUGACGAACUUACCUCAAGCACCGUGAUUCUCGCCAAGCUUCACGUUGCCACCAGUCUGAGCGUCAUAUCAGACAAGGUCUGCAGCCCCCACCAGCUAUCACACGAGGAUCUCAUCGCGGCGAUUUCAACACUAGACAACAUGUAUGAGACCAUUCCCGACCCUUGCAAGUUCCGACCCACAUCCGAAUCUCUGUUGGACCCUCCAAGCGUCUUAUUUCAGCGGAUGAACUUUUACAUGCAUUACCAGAGAGCCCGGAUCCUAGUCAACUGGAAGUUCCUCAGUACCUCGGAGGAUACGACUCGCAACAAUCAAUCCUGGAGUAUCGUGAUCGAGGCGGCGUUACAUAUCAUGCGGCUGCAGCACCGCGUGGCAGACGAGUCCGAGGUCUUCAACACGUUCCGCUCUACUGUUAUGGCCGACUCGUGUUUUAUAAACAAUGGUUACUUUCUAGCCGCAAGUAUCGCAUGCUUUCUCGUGCAGCAUCGCAAGGACAUUUUGUCAGUCCAGGAUACAUUGGAAGUGCGAAGCUUGCUGGAGAAAAGCCUAGCCAUCUGGGAUCGCACGAGCGACUUGUCGAGAGAAGCAAGCAGAGUAGUCACAGCUCUGAGACUCGUACUUGGAAACUCCGAGGACACUACAAUAGAAGCAAGGGCGUCUCCUCAAGCGGGUGGAGGUAAGAACUCAAAGCUUGAUCGUAAAGUUCCGGAUCCAACUAACCUUGCGCUCGCCAUCCCAGAAACCUUUGGCAGAAGUCCGAUAUCAUUUUCUAGUCACACCUCUUUCUUUGAUGAUUUGCCUUUGAUGAUGGCAGAUGACGAUACUUCAAUUUUCCUUUCAUUGCCCUCGGUUCCCAUGACAGACUAUUGGCCACAGAUAGUGUGA